ACAUACAUUAGCCAAGACCAAAUCGAAGCAAGAAAUCGAGUCGUGCGUACGUUGCGUGGUUACAUCAUAAACUGCACUCUACUUGCAAUUGCAGAUCGAGAUCAGCUGCAUCGAUCGAUGAGGGUCGUGGUUGAGGCUGCUGCACUCAGGAGGAUGCCUUCCCUCGAGCGGGAGCCCAAGACGCUCUCCCUCCACGAGCUCAACUGCGCCAGGGAGGCAGCGUUGUACGUGCUGAGCACGCACUCUUCGCAGGACGCCGCCAGAAUCUUCACCCAGGGUCUCAAGCCGGUUCUCGUCGCCAGAAGCAAUUCCACGGACUCCGACUCCGACGAUGACCAUGACGGGGACGUGUUUGAGCCGGACGGGGCGUUCGUCGACGCUGAUCACGACGGCGCGCGUCGCCUCCGCCACCCGCGUGGCCGCAUCGCCAACAAACGGGACUUCGCUACAGCACCCUUCUAAUUUAACUAUGCUUCGAUCAGUCACAUGCGAAGUAGCCGCAUGUACUAAACCGGUUUCAUCUUUGGUGUUGGUACCUGUUUGAUUCAUAUGGAUAUGGGCUAGCCAUGUGAGUUUUGCACCAAGUUUUGCCUAGGAUGCGUGGUACCAAAAAGGUACCGCGUGCGUAGAAGAAGAUCCAUGUGUACAUGUUUUGGAUGUCAUAUAUAUAUUGUACAGUUCCUUUUUGUUUUCA
Molecule: messenger RNA, 694 nt
Organism: Lolium perenne
Lineage: Eukaryota; Viridiplantae; Streptophyta; Magnoliopsida; Poales; Poaceae
Source: RefSeq, a predicted model, not a curated record